GGUUGGGAGGGCUGUGCCAUGUCUCUCCAGAGUGUCAUCCGCCUGUCCCUGGACAGCCCUGCCCAUGCGGUUUGUGUGCUGGGCAUGGAGUUCUGCUUGGAUCUCUGCGGGUGUGCCCCGAAGGAAUGCGAGUCCUUCACUGUUAGCGGCUCUCCGGGGGUCUUGGUGGACGUCCGAGGCACAAAUGACAAGGAGGUGACCACCCCCCAGCUGCCUCUGUCUGAUCUCACGGGUGUGCUGGUGAAGAUGACGACCCCCACCCUCGCCCUCGAGCAGGACAAGGUCGUGGUCUCAUACUAUCGACCCGAUGACCAGGUGCCCGUGGCCAUGGCUGAACUCUACCUUGUUGGCAUUGCGGUCUCCCUGGACGUGGACCUCUACCGCAAUGGAAAAAUGGGGAUGGCAAGUGACAAGUGGGCUAAGAAGAACUGGGUCUGGGGCCCCAGCGGUUGGGGCGCCAUCCUGCUUGUGAACUGCAAUCCUGUUGACAUGGGCCAGGUCACAGACAAGACCAAGAAGGUGUUCUCUGCAGAGGAAAUAAAGAACCUGUCCCCGAUGGUACUGACCCUUCAAGGGCCCAGCGACAUUUUGAGGAAGCACCAGCUGGUUCUCCACACCUCCAAGGAAGAGGCGAGGAGGGUGAGGGUCUAUCGGCCCCAAGAGGACAGCUCCAGCACCUUCGAGCUGGUACUGGGGCCAGACCAGCACUCGCACACCUUCCCCCCGCUGGAGAGCAACUUGCAGGAGACCUUCUACGUGGAGGCCACAGAGUUCCCAUCUGCCAGCUUCUCUGGCCUGAUCUCCUUCUCUCUCUCCCUGUUGGAAGAGUCUCAAGACCCAUCCAUUCCGGAGACCCUGGUAUACAAGGACACGGUGGUGUUCCGGGUGGCUCCUUGCAUCUUUAUCCCAAGCACCCAGAUGCCUCUAGAGGUCUACAUGUGCAGAGAGCUGCAGGUCCAGGGUUUCGUGGACACAGUGGCGGAGCUCAGUGAGAAGAGUAGCUGCCAGGUGGCGUUUGUGUACGAGGACCCCAACCGCCUGGGCAGGUGGCUCCAGGACGAGAUGGCCUUCUGCUACACCCAGGCUCCCCACAAGACUGUGUCCCUGGUUCUCGACACCCCUCGGCUCCUGAGGCUCGAAGAUUUCCCCAUGAAAUACUCACUGAGCCCAAGGGUUGGCUACAUGAUCCGGUACGCCAAGGACCACAGGGUGGCCAGCAUGGACUCCAUUGGGAACCUGAUGGUGUCCCCGCCAGUCAAGUUCGAAGGGAAAGAGUAUCCUCUAGGCAGGAUCCUCAUUGGCAGCAGCUUUUACCCCAGCAGGGAGGGCCGGGACAUGAGUAAAGAACUGCGUGGCUUCCUAGACGCCCAGCAAGUCCAGGCCCCGGUGGAGAUCUUCUCAGACUGGCUGAUGACCGGCCACGUGGACGAGUUCAUGUGCUUCCUCCCCUCACCGGUCCAGAGCAAGGACGAAAAGGGCUUCUGGCUGCUCCUGGCCAGCCCCAGCUCCUGCUACAGACUCUUCCAGGAGAAGCAGAAGCAGGGCUAUGGACACAUGCCUCUGUUUGAAGAAGUCCGGGAGGAUAAGCUCCUUUCUAACGGGAGGCAUUACAGCACCAUCAAUCAACUUCUGGCUGAUGAAAACCUGAGAAAGCAGAAUAACUAUGUGGAGAAGUGCAUUAACCUGAACCGACAAAUCCUGAGGUGGGAGCUGGGUCUGCAGAACAGCGACAUCAUUGACAUCCCCCAGCUCUUCUGUCUGGAGCCGCUGAGGAAUGUCCCCUCGAGCCAGCAGACUGAGAAACUCUACGCCAGGCCCUUCUUCCCCAACCUGCUGCAGUUGAUAGUGAUGGGCAAGAACCUGGGCAUCCCCAAGCCUUUUGGGCCCCAGAUCAUGGGCACCUGCUGCCUGGAGGAGAAGAUAUGCCAGUUGCUGGAGCCCCUGGGCUUCCAAUGCACCUUCAUUAGCGACUUUGACUGCUACAUGACUGAAAUCGGAGACUUCUGCUCCUGCGCCAACGUCCGCCGGGUGCCCUUUGCCUACAAAUGGUGGAGGAUGGUGCCUUAGACCCAGGCCCAGCACAAAUGGCUCAUGGUCACUUGCCCUUGCCCUGCUCAGGCUGGAGAGUUGAGACACCAUGCCCCUUCCAUAUCCUGUUCCUGUCCCUCGGAAUCCAGUGGGGUGGCAAAGGCUGCCAGACUGAACCCCUUGGAGAGAAACGUAAACGGCCUUCAGCUGAUAAGUGGUUAUUAAAGCUGUAGCUGUUCUG
Artibeus jamaicensis (Jamaican fruit-eating bat) is the source of this 2269-nucleotide messenger RNA. It is a transcript of the gene PADI6, whose product is annotated as peptidyl arginine deiminase 6. The transcript is spliced from 16 exons. Bases 19 to 2067 code for a protein of 682 amino acids. Gene Ontology annotation, molecular function: protein-arginine deiminase activity; calcium ion binding. The record is from RefSeq and is a predicted model, not a curated record. Lineage: Eukaryota; Metazoa; Chordata; Mammalia; Chiroptera; Phyllostomidae. Gene Ontology annotation, cellular component: cytoplasm.